Thrips palmi is the source of this 2007-nucleotide messenger RNA. RefSeq names its product ubiquitin carboxyl-terminal hydrolase 36-like. The transcript has 15 exons. Bases 1 to 2007 code for a protein of 668 amino acids. Lineage: Eukaryota; Metazoa; Arthropoda; Insecta; Thysanoptera; Thripidae. Gene Ontology annotation, cellular component: nucleus; cytosol. Gene Ontology annotation, biological process: protein deubiquitination; regulation of apoptotic process. The record is from RefSeq and is a predicted model, not a curated record. Gene Ontology annotation, molecular function: cysteine-type endopeptidase activity; cysteine-type deubiquitinase activity.
AUGGUCGUUGAGUGGGAAAAUACUGUACCUCCGCAUCCAAAGAAAGUACUGUAUACAACAACUCCAGCCGUGACAUGGGUGGGACCGAAACCGGCUGAGUCCGGUCUUGUAAAUGUCGGCAAUACUUGCUAUGUUAAUGCAACGUUGCAGGCUUUAGUACACCUCCCUGGAUUUGUGGAGUUCCUUCAAAAUGACAAGAGCCACCGAUCCCGAUGCUACUCUCUACUUGAUUGUGUUGAGUGCGCCCUUUAUAGGACGUAUCUGAAUAUGAGCCUUCACCCAAUUUUCAAACCCCUGGGCCUAGUCAAUUUACUACCAAGAAUCCACAAAACAUUUAGGAAGGGGAAGCAGGCUGAUGCGCAGGAAUUCCUGACAUUUUUACUGAGUAGUGUUCAAGAUAGUCUUGUGGCAAGAUGCAAAACAGAACUUGACUUUUGCUCGAAGCAGACCACUGCUAUGGGGAAAAUAUUUGGCUGGUGGACUGAAUCACAUGCUUCAUGUAUUGAUUGUGAGGCGACAAAAGUGACCUACAAUCCUUUAUCUAUAAUUGCACUGCCACUGACGGUUGAAAGAGGACAUGAUACAGCAGUUUUUAGAUGUAUAGAAAGUGUACAAGAUGCUGUUAAUCAUUACAUGGAUGAGGUUGAAACUGUAGUGGUAAAAUGUACACCAAAGUGUGCAUCACAGAAAGCUUCAAAAAGUGUUUCAUUCCAUUCCUACCCAUCAGUGCUCACAAUUAUGUUCAAUAGGUUUGACAAUGAUGGGAGGAAAAUAACAUUACCAGUAAAAAUUGACAAAACCUUAAAUGUUGGGAAAGCUGUUUAUAAGUUUGCAAGUGGAAUAAUCCAUGAGGGCCCACUUUUGAUGGAGGGUCAUUACACCUGUCUCGCUGUCCGACACGAUGGAAAAUUGAUGCACUAUAAUGAUUCUGUGCCUCUGGAUGGAACGACUGACAGAGAGAGCAACAUAAAUUCAGUGCUUCACCACAGAGGAACUACUUCACCUAAGUCAACUAUUCUCUCAAUGGAAGAUGUGGGAUCGGAAGACACGGCUACUGCAAUAGUCACUCCAGUAAAAAUUCCAAUUGUACUUCAAAGGGAUAAAAAUUCACCCAUUCUUGCUCAAAGGAGAAGAAGCCUUGUUUUCAAUUCAACAGCACAUGCAAAUUCUCUGAAUCCUUCAACUACCGUUCUUAAGAAGAACAUCACAACUUCUUUACUACCAAGUACUCAAGAUGGUGGGUUAAGCCCUUCAACCUCAUCUGAAAUGACAAUGAAUGCACCUAUCACACCUCUAAAAAUUACUCGUUACCCCAGAACUGAACCUAAGUCAAGUGCAUCACAAUCAUCUCAUGAAUACGUAUUGCAUAAGGAUUUGGAUGAGGUCUUUUCUCAGUCUUCACCAAAUGUACCAAUCGCUCCCAUAAGAAUGAGUGACUCUCAAUCCAUCAAUGAAUAUGUCAUACAUCCUACACCUCCAUCUGAGAAGAAAGAAAAAAGUAAGGAAAGUCCUACAGUUGAUAACAGUGUAGAGAAUUCAGUUACCCUGACACCUAAAGACGUGCCUGGAGGCCUUCUGCCAAAGAAAAAAUUACAAAAAAAUAGAGUAUCUCAGUUAGAGAGGUGGCUUCUUGUACGUGGUAUUACCAAGGAUAAAAAGGAUAAAAAAGUUGACCUUAUUAAAAAGGUUGAAGACUGCAUUAAAAAGGGGUUGGAGAAUACCAUUGAUCCUACUGUAGAUAAUGGCAGAUGGUACACUGCGAAGCAACAAAAAUUAAGGAAACCAUUGCCAGAGGCUGAUCCUGACCUCCUAAAUAAGAUAAUCGAAGGACUGGAACCUCCUUCAGAAAAAAUUAAUCCUGUUACUCUAACAGCUGAUGAUGUCCCGGGUGGGCAUUUACCUCAUAAAAACAUAUCCCAAAACACUCUUCCUCAUUUGAGGAGGUGGCUUGAACUCCGAAAUAUUCCCCACGUUGGAGUAAAAAAAGAUCUGGUCCAAAGAUACUAG